GCCCGAGACAUCCCCCCUCCCAUUCCUUCGCCGUCCGCCUCCUGGCUCCUCCUGCUGCUUCUCCGCUAGUGCUCCCCCGCGGCAACUCCGCCACGAGGCCCACGCCCGCGAUGGCGACCAUCACCACGCACCUCCGCUCCGCGCUCCUCGCCCCGGGCGGGCGCCGCGGGCGCCGCCGCGCGCCCUCCUCCGUGCGAUGCGACGCCUCCCCGCCGUCCUCCUCGGCGUCCGCGUCGCUCGACCCGGACUUCGACAAGAAGGCCUUCCGCCACAACCUCACCCGGAGCGACAACUACAACCGCAAGGGCUUCGGGCACAAGAAGGAGACGCUCGAGCUCAUGAGCCAGGAGUACACCAGUGAUGUGAUCAAGACGCUCAAGGAGAACGGCAACCAGCACACCUGGGGCCCCGUCACCGUGAAGCUGGCGGAGGCCUACGGCUUCUGCUGGGGCGUCGAGCGCGCCGUGCAGAUCGCCUACGAGGCGCGCAAGCAGUUCCCCGAGGAGCGCAUCUGGCUCACCAACGAGAUCAUCCACAACCCCACCGUCAACAAGAGGUUGGAUGAGAUGGGUGUAGAAACCAUUCCUGUUGAUGCGGGUAUCAAGGAUUUCAAUGUUGUUGAAAAAGGCGAUGUUGUCGUGUUGCCUGCAUUUGGAGCUGCUGUGGAGGAGAUGUACACACUGAAUGAGAAGAAAGUGCAGAUAGUUGAUACAACCUGCCCUUGGGUUUCAAAGGUCUGGAACAUGGUCGAAAAGCACAAGAAGAGUGAAUACACUUCAAUUAUUCACGGAAAAUAUUCCCAUGAAGAAACUGUUGCCACUGCUUCUUUUGCAGGAAAGCACAUCAUUGUGAAGAAUAUAGCAGAGGCAACCUAUGUGUGUGAUUAUAUACUUGGUGGCCAACUUGAUGGGUCUAGCUCAACAAAAGAGGCGUUCCUUGAGAAAUUCAAAAAUGCUGUUUCUCCAGGAUUUGAUCCUGAUGUUGAUCUUGAUAAGGUGGGCAUUGCAAAUCAAACAACAAUGCUUAAAGGAGAAACUGAAGAAAUCGGGAAACUUGUUGAGAGGACUAUGAUGCAAAAGCAUGGAGUUGAAAAUGUCAAUGAUCACUUCAUGGCCUUCAACACAAUUUGUGAUGCUACUCAGGAAAGACAAGAUGCUAUGUAUCAGCUGGUGAAGGAGAAAGUUGACCUUAUUCUGGUUGUUGGAGGGUGGAACUCCAGUAAUACCUCUCAUUUGCAAGAAAUCGGAGAACUUAGUGGAAUUCCAUCCUACUGGAUUGACAGUGAGCAAAGGAUUGGCCCAGGAAACAGGAUCAGCUACAAGCUAAAUCAUGGUGAACUUGUCGAGAAAGAGAACUGGUUACCUGAGGGGCCUAUUACAAUUGGUGUUACUUCUGGUGCCUCAACUCCAGACAAGGUUGUUGAGGAUGCGCUUCAGAAGGUAUUCGAGAUCAAGCGUCAGGAAAUUUUGCAGGUUGCCUGAAUUCUAAGCAGGAAAAGAGUGUAAUAGCUGAUGGCUUGGCAAAGGCUAGUAGAACUGUUGCACGGGCAAUGCUUGUACAGUAGAUAAGAAUGUUACGAUUUAGGCACGUAUUACCACGAGGCACUGCCCUUGUGCUCGGAUUUAUAGUCUGGUGGAAAAGAAAUUGUUGUAAUCAUUCCUAUGGAUAACAGUUCCAUCAGCUUUUGUGACUUUUUGGCCCUUAAAUUAGUGUCAGGGAAGUGCCUCUUCCAUAUGAAGAAAAUCUCACGUGUUAGUUCGUGCAUUGAGCUCAGAUGCAGGAAUUCAUGUACCUACACAAGUGCAGAAAUGCAGAGUUCCUCUGUAUUAAAAGUUUUAGUCCAGUCCAGUCUUGAUGUAUCACCAGUUGUAGAAGAAAUGACAUUGAAACGUUCAUUA
Messenger RNA from Panicum hallii, 1898 nucleotides. Its product is annotated as 4-hydroxy-3-methylbut-2-enyl diphosphate reductase, chloroplastic. NCBI's taxonomy places the organism in Eukaryota, Viridiplantae, Streptophyta, Magnoliopsida, Poales, Poaceae. The coding region runs from base 111 to 1481 and encodes 456 amino acids. The record is from RefSeq and is a predicted model, not a curated record. Gene Ontology annotation, molecular function: metal ion binding; 4-hydroxy-3-methylbut-2-enyl diphosphate reductase activity. Gene Ontology annotation, biological process: dimethylallyl diphosphate biosynthetic process; isopentenyl diphosphate biosynthetic process, methylerythritol phosphate pathway. The transcript has 10 exons.